This is a messenger RNA of Oncorhynchus tshawytscha (Chinook salmon), 1548 nucleotides long. RefSeq lists its product as uncharacterized. The coding region runs from base 383 to 1168 and encodes 261 amino acids. Lineage: Eukaryota; Metazoa; Chordata; Actinopteri; Salmoniformes; Salmonidae. The transcript is spliced from 6 exons. The record is from RefSeq and is a predicted model, not a curated record.
GAAAUUCGGGCAAAAGAAAGUCCCAGUUGAAAAAGUUUGAAUACCACUGCUGUAAUUUAUCAGCUGCUCCUGUAGGUUAUUGUUGUCUGUCUUUUCUCUGUCAACAGGAAGUUUGCAUCCCAGAUGCACCCUAUUCCUUAUUUAGUGCACUACUUUUGACAAGAGCCCCAUUGAGCUCUGAUGAAAACUGUUGCACUACAUAGAGAAUAGGGUGCCAUUUGGGACUAGGACAAUGAGACUAAUGUUUUGAUGGUGUUCCUGCGUGUGUGAAGUGUAUCAGGCAGUCCCUGUGUCCUGAGGAGUUCUCCAUGCAGAUUCUGGACUACAUGCAGAGUUGUGGUGCCCAACUAAAGAUGAGGAUGCUGAGCGCGCUGAUCACUUUAUGCAGACAGGGGAGCUAGGUAACACAGACAAGAUCAGCAAGGAGCUUAUGGGUUCUCUACGCAACAACACCUCAUCAAAUAUGUCUGAUGAGGAGCAGCGAGUGGUGAGUGAAAUACUCAACGUGUUGGUGUGUCUUGGUCCUGAAAGCCAUGAGAUCAUCGUGGAGCUCCUCACUCUACUGGCCCACAAAGAACUGGGACUACAGAAAACAGUGAUGUGCCUGCUGCAGGUGAUGGGCGUGGAGGAUGCUGACCCAUGGCUCGCCAUGGAGAUGGAUCCCUGGGACUCCAUGGUCCAGGACCUUCCUGAUUCCUGGAAGAGCCUGGGAGAGAUGGCUGCAGAGUGGCUGCAAUCCUGGACCUCAAAAUACAAGGGCCAGAACAGGUCUCUGUUCCUGAAGAAUGCAGGCAAGAACCUCUUCACCCCAGUGGAUGUGCUCAACUACUUCUGCUCUGUCAAAAGGGAUAUGUUUUUGAAGGCGCAGACUGUCCCACCAGAGGGGCGCAAAGACACAGUAUUGCGUCUCCCUGAAUCCUCCAGAUCUAAGCCAAUCCAUCGUCUUGGAGAGACCUACAGCAUGUCCAGGAUACGCAAGCCUCCAGGUGUGAUCUUGCCCCCUCUCCCAAACCGCCCUGUCCUCAUGGGCUUCAACCCGUUCCUCACCCUGCCCCUGCCGAGGGUAAGCCUGUCCCCCUUUCCAUUCCCUGUGGACCAGCACUGUUUGAAGGCCUCCCCGCGACGUUACUUCAUCCUGGAGCGCUCCUAUGUACACUACUAUAGAUGACACAGCCUCCCAGGCAGCAAGAUAUUAUUCCCCACACCCAAGACUUUUCCCUUUCCCCCGACAAAGUCCAGCCAAACAGAUAUACUCUUGUUUGAAUUAAACAUCUCUUGUAUAGAUCUUUUUUUAUUGUAUAUAUCUUGAUUCACUCAUUACAAAUAAAGUUUGAAUGACUGUAAACGGUCUGUAAAAAUUAAACUGUUGUGUGUUGUUCCAUGGACAACAUGGACGCGAUAUGAACUGAUAUGCCAGAGAUAUUUGGUUUAUUGUUUGCUUUAAUAUAAAAUAAGCUUAUAUUGCAGUUUGGAAAAUAUACAGUACUGUGCAAAAGUAUUAGGCAGGUGUGAAAAAACUCUGUAAAGUAAGAAUGCUUUCAAAAAUAG